Messenger RNA from Tachysurus fulvidraco (yellow catfish), 5354 nucleotides. Its product is annotated as zinc finger protein 208. Gene Ontology annotation, biological process: regulation of transcription by RNA polymerase II. The record is from RefSeq and is a predicted model, not a curated record. Gene Ontology annotation, cellular component: nucleus. Gene Ontology annotation, molecular function: DNA-binding transcription factor activity, RNA polymerase II-specific; RNA polymerase II transcription regulatory region sequence-specific DNA binding. NCBI's taxonomy places the organism in Eukaryota, Metazoa, Chordata, Actinopteri, Siluriformes, Bagridae. Bases 180 to 4718 code for a protein of 1512 amino acids. The transcript is spliced from 3 exons.
GCAGAAGGAGGGUUAGUUGGAAUAGCGGUGGUAAAAUAAAAUAACAGUGAGGGUUAUUUGGUGUGGGAUUCCUCUUCCUGGCUGUAAGAAUAGUCCUUUCCCGCGAAAUGUGCUGAGCGUUUCCGUGUGAGAGAGUGAGAGAGAGAGGGAGAGGUGUGAUCGAAAGCUCCUGGAGCAACAUGGCUGCUGUUUACUCGGAGGAACAGACCAGGUUACGAAGAAACGUUACGAACGUGUCUUUGGAACAUAUUAAAGGCUCGUCUCCGGAGAACAGAGCAGAUUUAGCGAGUUGUGAUGGAGACAUAAGUGUAAAAAACAGCAGUCCUGCACAGGACGAGGCCCGAGAUCAUGUACAAGUUGCGGCAGUGAACGCUGCAGUUCCUCAGAUCAGGAUAAAAGAAGAACCUGUCGAAGAACCUGACUACAUGACCGUCCGUGUGGACGAUGUCGGGGUGGGAAACUGGGAGCAGCCCGGAAGAGAAGCAGAUUUCUCGGGCAGCGGUGAAUGUACUGAUGGAGAUUGGCCAAUUUGCUGUGAAGAAAAGAGCGCUGCAUUUGGAAACAAGGAGGGAUGCACAGAGCAUCGACGGGAGCACACUCACGACGGCCCCAUUGUCUGUCUGGACACUGACUCCCAGUGGGACAACCUGCUUGUCUCCACUGACGGAGGUCAUCAAACCUUGUGCUGUGCACUGUGCGGUUGCAAAUUUUCAAACUCAAGAGAGUUUUUUACUCACCAGCUGAAACACCGUAAUGACAUCAUUAAACAGGAAUCAAUCCUGGAGACUGGGGAGGGUUUAUCAAAACAGAAAGUCUUUGAGUGCAAUGACUGUGGUAAGACAUAUUCAUCAAUUGGCCAAUGCCUUAAUCAUCAGCGUUCACACAAGCAGGCCUCAAAAUCGGUUUUCCAUCAGUUAGCCCAUUUGAAGAAAAAGUCUUUCCAGUGUCCCACCUGUGGCCGCUCUUACUCUCGUGCAUCGGCUCUUGACGCACAUCGUCGUUGCCAUGAGGAGAAGCUGUUUAAAUCAAAAAACAGUGAAGGGGAGAAAUACAGCGCUGAUGAAGUUACAGUUAAAGCAGAGGACACUGCUGACACAAGCUCUGAACAGUUAGAAGAGUCUCCGAAAAAGCUUUUUGAGUGCUUGGACUGCGGGAAAUCUUUUCGCACUAUGUGUGGCCUCGGGACACACCAGAGAUUCUCUGUCAACUGUUCAAGCACUACAGUUAAGGUGCGUGUAAAGCGUUCGUUUGACUGCACCGAAUGCGGGAAGACUUUUCACCGUCCCAUGGCAAUGGCAUGUCAUCAGCGUUGGCAUAAAAGACGAGAGCAGCUUCACGGUAACGAGCAACCGUUUCAGUGCAAGGAAUGUGGCAAGGUUUUUACAUCCUUAACAUUCUACAAUAAACACCAGAGAUUGGCUCAUAGUCAAGAAACGCCAGCCAAGAGUUUCCUUCAUCAAGUCUUUCAGCUCCAGAAGAAAGCUUUCGAAUGUCAGGAAUGUGGUCGGCGAUUUUCUCGCGCUUCUGCACUGCAGUCGCAUCAGCUCUGUCACACCGAUGUUUUUGGUGACAUCAUGGAGGGAAGUUCUCAAAAGUCCUCUACGGAACAAACAGCCGAGUCAUACGAGGACGAGGUGUCUCCUUUUGCCGAAGCUUCAGUGUAUUCGCAAAACGACAUUUUGGUGAAAGAAUUAAGACAUGACGGAACAUUUAGCACAAAAGUUUAUAAAGCAGACAACAAUUUUAAACCCAUCAUCAUAGAAGAGUCCAAUAGUCAUAGGCGUGACCAUGGAUCUCAGCAAAACUCUGAUCUUGAGUUGGUGUGUGAAUCAGACCAAGAAGAAAAAGACUUUAACUCGAACUUAUCCAAAGAAACUGUGCUGUCUUCUCCGAGCUCAGAUCCAGAGAUGGAUGUAGACGUAGUAGAGAUAGACAAUGUGAAUAUCAACGAGGGAUUAGGAAACACAGAAAUGGACCAAAGCCCUUCACAAGAGGCUAAGAAGUAUGAAUGUUUGGAAUGUAACCGGACGUUUGAUAAGGCCGUUUCCUUGCGCUGUCACAUGCUAUGGCACAGUGGAGGAAUGGGGAAAAAGUCACGUUACCGUAGAAAAAUGCACACAGCAAAUCCAAUCAGGAAAGCUUCGAUUAUAUGUGAGAUUUGUGGCCACGAAAGUUUCACCAAGGCUUCUCACUACGUUCAUCUGGGAAAACACGAAGACAGAAAACCCUACAAGUCCAUAAUGUAUCAGCUUGCAAAUCUGCAGAAAAACAGCUUCAAGUGCGACGUAUGUAACAUGCAGUUCUCUCGCCUGUCUGCUCUGCAGUCUCAUCAGCAGCAUCACAACAAAAGGAAAAAACCAUAUGAAUGCUCACAGUGUGACAAAAGCUAUUCCAACCUCAGUACUCUUUACAACCAUCAGAAAGUUUGCAGCGGUAAGGAAGCCCUCACCGCCAAUUCUUCCAGCGAUAAAGACAAUAAGAAGGAGCAGUUUAAUCCAAGUAAGACACUACUGGGGCCCAAAGUUCAUCAUUGUAAAAAAUGUGGGAAAGGAUUCUGGUCUAUGGGAGCCUUCUAUCAUCAUAAACAGUAUCAUCCACAAUGUGGCGAUAUUAACACUAGCAGCUCAGAAGCCAAACUCAAAUCUGAAAACGGACACGUAAGACGCAAGAGACGAGGUCGUAAGAGAAUGAUGAUGAACAGUCACAAUCGUAAACCCGGUGUAAUGCCCGAUCGCGUCAAAUCGAGGUUGUAUAAAUGUGACGUUUGCGAUAAAUCGUAUCGUGUUAUAGGCUGUUUUCUUAAACAUAAGCUAAUCCACCAAAACCAAGCUGCAGUAAAAUCAUUCGACGAUCAGGUUAAACAGUUGCAAAAGAACAUGUAUAGCUGUCCUGACUGUGGGAAAAACUUUUCCCGUGCCAUGGCACUUCAGUUCCACAUGAGAAGCCAUGGCUAUGAAACGGGCCUUCCGGUGGAAACAAAUCAGUCCAACAAGUCCGACGGACCUCAGUGCCCGAUCUGCCAUGCUGUUUUCAAUUGCGAGUCGUCGCUAGAAAUUCAUCGAAAACGCUGCUUAAAAGCAAAAGGCGAACGUACAGAAACGUGUCGAGAAGUGGAAUCGGACAAGCUCGGCCUCAACAAAGACAGCAAACGUGUUCAAUACCAGACACGUGAAGAUGUGAAAGGCACGUCUGAAAAAGUGAAACACGCAUGUGAUGACUUCUCGGCUGUAGGUGCACUUCAUCUUCGUAAAAAAGUUCACCGUAAAGCUUCCAGUUCCAUGGCGUCUCAGUUUGAAUGCGUAAACGCUUCCCCUAGCAAACCUGAAGAAUCAACAGCCAGGGCUCUGUUUUAUUGUACAGAAUGCGGAAGGAAAUUUUCUACAAAUUCCGCCCUGGGAACGCACCGGAGAUGGCACAAAGACAAGAAAUUGGCCAGGUUUAUAUUAAAGAGUAGUAAAAUGUCAAGGAAGAAUAUGGAGAACGGUCCCUUUUUGUGCAACUUGUGUGGAAAGGGAUUCUUCUAUCUAUGCGUUCUCCGUCGCCAUCAGAAAUAUCAUCCACCGAUAGUGGCCCGGUCUGACCACGAACAAAAGCUUCAAAUCACUGAUCAUCUCAGCAGUGCUUCUAAAAAGAGCAGGUUAGAUUGCCCUGACUGUGAUGCAUCUUUCUUUAGUGGAUCUCUCUUAGCAGCCCACUUUGCCUUCCAUCAUGCCAAGCCACCUGAUGCAGAAACCAAGCAACAUGUGUCAGCUCAACCUGUCAUACUCCUCAUAAAUCCACCCAAUGCUCCUUUGGCUGACGGAGGAGACAAGCCGAAAAUAAAAUACCACUGCCUCCAGUGUAACAAGAAAUUUGUAAAUGAUAGAGGACUUCGAGCGCACAAAUGGCAAAAACACAGGAGGACCAGAGGACGACCACCCGCAAGCACGAAUGAAGACUUUAAACCCUUUCCUUGCUCACAUUGUGAGAAGCGCUAUGGAUCCUAUGGAGCCCUACAGAACCAUCAGCGCUCCUGCAACGCAAACACCGGAAGUCUGAAACAGCCACACCAACCAGACGCAGAAGAAGAGCAACCAUUACAGCAUAAGCCUUUAGAGUCGAAGUGUCUCUUCAAAUGUCAUAAAUGUGGUAAAGCGUUUCCCAGUGAGAAACAACUGGAUGCUCAUAAAGAGGCAGCAAAGUCACGCCCUCACUGCUGUGCUCUGUGUUGUCGAGGCUAUUGGACCGAAUCUCAGCUACAGCAGCAUCUCAUUUGGCACGACGAAGUACGGCAACGUCUCCCGACCGAACUUCGUUACAGGCUCAACAACUCCGUAGUGUCGGGAUCUUCAGCUAAAGGUCUUCAGGUCCCGAGCACAAACUGUGUAUCCCCAACAAAACAACCUUCAAUUGCAACAAAUUUGAAGGUGGGCAGAAAUUACAAAUGUCACCAGUGCAACAAAAUGUUUCUUUCCCCACAUGCACUCGAGGAGCACCUGACCCUCCACAAGGGUGAGGAGCCUUAUCGUUGUUCUCUUUGUCCAAAGACAUUUACUGAGAUCAAAGAUCUCAUCGAUCAUCACCAAGAGUGUUUGGGUGAUAAAGAAUUAACAGCCCCAUCUUUACCAGCUUCUUCUCAAGAUACAGAGAGCCUGACAUGCAUCGAGUGUGGGAUUUCUUUCAAUCAAGAAACAGACUUGCACCAGCAUUACAUUGAUCAUGCACGUGGAGAGUUCUGAAAGCUGCGCGUCAAUACGCCCGAGGAAAUAGAAAAUUUGGCAGAACUUUCAGGUUUCAUGUAUCAAGGGGACUGCUCAUGAGAAUUUACCAGGUGAACCAUAUAUUUGGAGCAACAGCCAAUUUAUUUAUUUUAUUUUUUCUCCCAGAUGCUGUAAAUAAUUUGCAUUUGUUCUGUGUGUAGUAGCAUAUGCUCACAGUGUUCCUUCUCACAGACAGUUAUUUUCCAAUAGCUAUGUUUCAUGACCUUUCCUACUCUGGGGUAAAAAUCUGACUACAUACCCAAGUCAUGUGUUUACUGAUUAUGCCUUAAAGCUUGGACUUUAUUUGUUUCAAAAUGCUUUUAAAUUAUUCAUUGCAUAGUCAUUUUUAUACAUUGGAUUCUGUGAAUAAGCAUUAAACUGAAUGUAGACAUGACUGCAAUUCACAUAUAGUAUCUUUUCAUUAAGUGAUCACCUGUAUGUAUUUAGACCUGUUUUUUUCUGCCUUUCACAAUGUUGAAUGACAUUAGAAUAGCCAUCUCUUACAGAGACACAAAUGAUGUGCAAGUUGUCUUUGUUGGAAAGGAAUUCUAUUGUAGUGUAUUUAAAAACAUGAAAUGAUUGUAUGAAAAUGAGUGAAUAAAUCUGUGAAUAGUC